GCCUUCCUGUGUUUCAGAUUGUGCCCAUUGCUUAUUCUUCUGUGACGACGCACCACUGAGAAGGAGUUGCAAUCAGCACCAUACUGGAGCAGAAGAUGACCAUACAGAAAAUAAUCAUCCUCUCCAUACUGAUGAGUUCUGUUUUAAAAUGUGCCAGGAGCAAAGUUAUGCUAUCCAAGAUGAACACUUCAGUUUGAACUGUUCUCAGGCUGUAGAGGCACAAUAAUUGAACAAAUGCACACUGACAGAGAAAGUGAAAAAUAAGGACAAAGAAGAACUUGCUUUAUGUCUAGGCAGUGGAGAAAACUCCUUGAUAUCCCUCUUAUCAGAUAAGUAUGAAGGGCAUGGAAAAGAACAAGAUACGACCUGGUACUUUGUACAGAGAAAUCACUGAAUAAAUUUCUCCUGACUUCAAAGAACUUCUGCCCAGGAACAGUGUCACUGGGGCACUUCUGCGGCAUGGUCAGCAUGUUAAGUGAAGCUUGGAAAAACUAUUGUGUGAUCAGACACCGCACUGAAGCAGCAGCACCCAUUCGAAACCUGAGCCAAUAAACAUCAUAACUGCAUCUGUAGAAAGUAUGCAGCAAUGCAGGGCAAGCUCAGUUUACUACCUUCAGAAGUAAAGAGUUGGUGCUCAGGGAUGCUGCUAUCUGCCCCCUGAGUCUAGUAGCUUCAACGCAUGUGCUGCAUGCACACAAGAGCAUGGCAGAGCAUCCCUCGGGGACACCUGCACUGGGCAUCAUCCAGACCCUCUCUCUGCUCAGGCUACUCCCUCUAGGCUUCUGAUGGUCAUUGGAUGUGACUCAGGAUGGAGUCAUCAAGUGUGGAGCAGCACCGAGUAUCAUGCUUCGUCUGAGAUAUUUUCUCCAUAUACUCCAUAUUCCUGAGCAGGUACGGCUUUUGAGCAAUGGAGGAAAUCGUAGGGAAGCACCCUUUUGAUGCCAAAGUCUAGAAGCUGCAACGCAACCGAUGAUCAGCCCUACGUUUUACACAGUCUUCCUUUCUGGGUUGGACGUCAGACACGUUUAGGCCUUUCUAUCUGCAAGCUGUUCAGCUGCAGCAAAAGCUCUUUCAUGGAGAGCCUCCAACACUCCAGCCACUGCAACAAGGUUGUUGUGUUUGCCAGAGGUAAAGAGGCACCUGUGCUUGUGUCAUGCAAACAUCCUCAGACGUGGCCAGGUUACGACUGAGAGAGCACCACCUUAUCUAGGGGAGCCAGGUCCCUGACUCCAGCUCAUGGGCUGUACAUGGUGCUUAGCAAGCCAUAAGGACCAAGAUUUAUCAACUGGGAGUUGGAUGUUGCACAUUUUCUGGAUGUUCAAUUUAGCAGGCUUGGGACCUUGAUGAAGAGUAGCCGACCAGCGCAAACACUUGAACCAAAAACCUGGCUUCACUGACAUCAUGGGAGGAAAGGUCCAACUGGAUGUACCUAUCGCAAUGUAUUUUAACCAUCGGAGAGGAAUUGGCCAUUGCCAGGCUCCAAGUAAUGCGGAGGUGGGUCCCCAUGGCCUUUUCCCUUUGGCUACUCUAAUCCGGGAAGCUCUUCCCGUAGCAGUGCUAGCCUUCACUUUGAGGUAGACGAGACGCUGCGUGCUGCCCAUGGCUUUCAGGGAAGUGAAUGCAAGAAGGCAUGUUGGACUUCAGCAGCUUUCAGCCUUAGCCUUAGCUGGAAGAACGCUGUUGGGGCCAAUGAAGUCAUACAAAUUUGUGGUGGAUGAAAGCACCAACCAGAGCGUGUUGACUUGUUCCGCAGUCAGACUGAUCGAAAGUUUGGAUUUAAGUAGUGCUACUGGACAGCUUCUUAAUGAAACCAUUCAGGCACAAAACAAGGAAUUUAAAACUGGGAUGAGUACCCUGUUGUUUCUUGUUGGCGCAUGGAGCAAUGCCGUGCUAGAAUGUCUCCAGCAGAAUGUUCCUAUUUCAGUAAUAGUAUCUGUGAUGUCUGAGGGCUUGAACUCUUGCUGUGAGAAAGUUCAGAGUCUUCAACUAUCAGUACAUGAUGUAAAUAAAGAGCUAUGCUCUAGCAGUGUUAAGACAAACAUUUUUGAAAACAAAACUUCCCAAAUUAGAUCCAACAGUUCUCCAGUGUGUUUUCAGAAAGGUAUUUCUGUGUCAGAAGAAGUUGCUGUUCCAAGAAAUGCCCAUGCCCAACCAGAAGAUAGUUGUAAUUUUAGUAACAGCUGCCUAGUUUCAGCUUUGACAGGCUUUGGUUCAAUAGCUUCCCUCAUCAAACCAGUGGAUGACAGAAGCAAAUCUGUGAUUUCUGAAAGUGGUGUUAACGCAUCCAGCUGUAACAAAAAAAAAUUAAGUCAUAGUAGAUACUUCAGCACUCUAUCAAAAAGCAACUUUUCAAGUCAGUUAGGCAAUUUUGAGGGUUAUCUCUCAGGACAAUCAUCAUAUCCAUGUGAAUGUAGUGGUUUUGGACACCUGGCAAUGGCUCUGAGCCAUGGAAAUCGGACUAGCAUGAAAUUGCUACAGAACAUUGUUGCAUAUCAACAACAGCGAGCUGAAUGCAGUGGUUCUUCCCAGUUUAACAUCACAGAAAUUGUGACAUGCUGUUUACUGGGCCUGCCUGAAAGUUACUCUUGUGUUUGCCCAGGCUUUAUCACAGUAGUAUCACCGGAACAAGCCACAGUUGCCAAAUACCUUCAAGACAAACCUCUUUGGAUACUGCUAGUGGAUGGCGACCUAACUGAACAGUAUCGACACUUAGGUUUCAAUAGGCCAUGUAAUGUAAGGACCAUAUUGGAGCAUCCAAACCUACAAGAAGGCAGCUCAGGAGACACGUGGUUAAGCAAUGCGUUAGAUGUUCUAACACAUCUUGAGGUAAACUUGAUUUUGGUCAGAGGAAAUGUGUGUGAAAAAUUGAUGGAAAGAUGCAUCGCAAAAAACAUACUGGUAAUAGGUUCUGUGACUCACAAUGUGUUAUGUGCCUUUGGGGAGGUGUCUGGUGCCCAGCCAGUGACAUACCUCGCUCAGCUAAAUGCCCGUUAUCUAGGGAGUGGGGCCCAGGUGGAGUUGUGGAGGGCCUGCGAUGGGCGUGCAAUGGAGCUGGGUGAGCUUGUGCCAGUCAGGAUAAAGGUCCAAGGAAUUCCCCUGCUCACAGCCAUGCUCACUACUACUGUAGCUUCAAAGAUGCAGCUCAUUGAAGACCAGUUCUGGACUUCUGUGUAUCGGCUGCAUCAUGCCCUAUAUGAAGGGAAGGUUUUUCUUGGUGGUGGUGCAGUUGAGCUCUUAUGCCUUAGUCAGAUUCAGAUGCUUGCAGAAGAGUCUUUAAAGCCAGCAAGUACAAAUGCUGAGAAAGUGUUUCACAAUCCUUCUUGGCUGGCAGCAUCUUCGACUGAGUAUAAAUCGGUUGUGCUCCAGGCAUUAGCAAAUGGCUGGAACCAGUAUCUUUCAGCGGUUUUGUGUAACACUGCAAAAGCUGCCUCGGGAUUUGAAGCACAUACCUUAAUUAAAUGUCACCUCAAAAAAGCAGCUGACUGUGGCUCUCCCUCAGCGUAUAUAUUGAAAGAGUUUAAAAGUGGUGGUAUGGUCCAGGGUGGUUCUGAUCUCUUCACUGACCCUGGGGAGGGUUUAAAUGUUUAUGAUAAUGUUACAGCCAAGAUGGAGGCAUGGCGGAGAGCUCUAGAUUUGGUGCUGCUAGUGCUUCAAACAGAUGCUGAAAUUAUCACAGGUCCCCAAAGGAAUCAGCUUUUAAACUCAUAUAUGUCAAGUGAAUUUAUGUUCUUAUAGGACUUGCAGUUAUAAGUCUGUGAAACAAUAGAUGGAAAUUUCAGGUAAAAUCAACUUUUUCUACAUAGUUUCUAAAGUAAGCACUUAGAUGUGGUUAUGACUUUAGAGUUUAGCAGCAGAAAUCAGCAUAUGAAACAGUCACAAGCUAGAUCUAAUUUUCCGUUUCUACAAAUGGGAGUUAAAUAACAAAAAUCACUUGUGGGCUGGCCCCUAACCCCAGCCGUGCAUUUCUGAAUAAUGAUAUAUGAAUAGAUAAAUCCAGUCAAACAGACUUCUCUCACCUUAUUUAGCGGAGCAGAUGUGCAGUUCUUUUUUCAUUAUCACCUAUCCACAGGACAGCUGGGUAUCUGUCAGUCUAGUUGGAGAAAAGUUUGAUACCUUGGAUACACUUACACACUCAAAAUUUGCUUCCUGUAUAAUGUCUUUG
Molecule: messenger RNA, 4162 nt
Organism: Rhea pennata
Lineage: Eukaryota; Metazoa; Chordata; Aves; Rheiformes; Rheidae
Gene: BBS12
Product: Bardet-Biedl syndrome 12
Exons: 15
Coding region: 1600-3735 (711 amino acids)
Biological process (GO): chaperone-mediated protein complex assembly; photoreceptor cell maintenance
Molecular function (GO): ATP binding
Source: RefSeq, a predicted model, not a curated record